Molecule: messenger RNA, 5384 nt
Organism: Odontomachus brunneus
Lineage: Eukaryota; Metazoa; Arthropoda; Insecta; Hymenoptera; Formicidae
Product: BTB/POZ domain-containing protein 9
Exons: 10
Coding region: 1161-2699 (512 amino acids)
Molecular function (GO): protein binding
Source: RefSeq, a predicted model, not a curated record
AACGAGACCCUCUUCGUUCCUUCGCUCGCGAAGAAUCAACGGAACCGCAUAAUGCAGGAUCCGCCGUCUCACCGCGAAACCGCAGAGUAUGCAGGCCCAUUUCCGAAAUAGUAUCAGCUCCGCAUAACUGUACUUCAUGUGUCACGAAGCAUGCCGACUCGCACACGCCGCGCGGAAUUCUCCUUCGUUUCUCUUCGGAUCGCCGAUCGGACCCCGUCGGAAUUUCGCGUUUCUUCUUGUUGUCGAGGCACGUGUCGCAAAUUGAAACUUCCUAGUCUUAAGCAAUACGAUAGUGGAUCGAGACCGUAAUUUUUAAGAGAUCGUCGCCUCUUAUAUCGUUGCCUAUACUAAAAUUCGCGGAAAUCGACUCACUAAAUCGACUAUCUCGAUUUAGCCGCGUGUCAUCGAUCUCUCGGACUGGCUGAUAGCGGCUAAGUGGAAGUCAGCAGCCUACGAAGCCACCAUAGCGAAAUUCAAGGUGUAGGAGAGACCUAGCUCGCGGGAGCGCAGCGGCACCAUGAGCGAUUUUUGAUCGUGUGAUCUAAGACGAUCUGGCAACAACGGCCCAAGGAGCAGCGAUCUCGCAAGAAGCAGAGGCCCCGCAGGACAAAGAUACGACGAGAACGGGAGAAACAAAGAGCCACAUAGGUCCCAACAGUGGUGCGAGUGAGGCAGGAUGAAACGAGAGGCCGGGCGGUGGGCAUAAGGAGAAAUGAGCGAGAGGGGGAGAGAAAGAGAGCGAGAACGAGAGACCAGGCCCCUCUAAGAAUGCCGGAGGAGCAGCAUAACCGAGCGAGGGCCUGGUCCAGCGCUCGUAAAACCUGUUCUGCACUCGAGGGCCACCGGACAAGCUUUCCCGAAGGUUUUCCGCUUUUGACGUGUACGUUUUGGUCGCCGCCGUCGUCGCCGCGACGUCACCGUAUAUGCGCGCGAGUAGUCAACGGCACCCACGUAGAAAAGAAGUCGGCCACGGUGUCCUGAGACGACGCCGCGACGACGGCGGGAGCGGGAAGAAGAAGAAGAGCGACGGUGGGACAAGUGGUCCGAGUGCAAGCCUUGCGUGCAACCAUCGUCGCCGUCCACGUGUGCUGCACUACGCUGUUCUUACGCGCGCUCGCUCAAUCGAGAGGCUGCCUGGCUGACCCCUGCGCGAAGGAAUAAUGGUAACUAGGGCCGUUACCGUCGGGGCGGCGGCAGGUGUCGCUGGGAUGUCUGGCGAGGCGGGGUUGGUCGGGAUGUCGGGCGUACCGAGGCUGCUGGAGGAUCUGGCGCGACUCUCCGAGGAUAAAGACUCGGCUGAUAUCGUGUUUCUGCUAGGGCGCGACGAGACCCCGGUUUACGCCCACAGACUAAUACUUCAAGCCAGGUGCAAAAACUUCACGGUGCCGAAAAGGAUCGGCACGGCCGGAAAUCCGACGCCAGUGCGAAUGUCGCACGCACAUCCAGAUACGUUUCGCCAGUUUAUUCACUACAUCUAUACCGGCAAGAUAAUGCUGCAAGACAGCGCGAUAUUCGAGAUGUUGGGAUUGGCGCAAGAACUCGGUCUCGACGAGCUCUGGCGAAGUUGCGAGGAGCACGUGUCUGCCACUCUAAGCCCUGGCAACGCGUGUGCACUUUUAACUGCCGCUUUAGAGGCACAGGAUCGCGUUCCGGCAGGGAAAGUCGCGUGCUCAUCUUUCAUCGAGCGGUGCUUCGCUUUUAUCGGUGAGAACGCCUUGGACACGGUAAAAACAACGGCGUUCUGCACUCUGCCGAAGGACGCCCUGGUUAAACUGAUAUCCUCGGAUUACCUCGCUCUGGAGGAGGAGGACGUGUGGCGCGCGGUUCUCAAUUGGGCCAAGUAUCAGGCAGGUGUAACGCAGCCCACGCAACACUGGACCGAGGAGGAGCGCGUGCGGGUAUGCCAACAUCUGUCCGGUGUGAUACAUCACGUACGGCUGUUGCUGAUCGACAGUCAGGUGUUCGCGGAGGAGGUAGAGCCGACCGGCGCAGUGCCGAUCGAGUUGUCCUUGGAGAGGUACGAAUUUUUCAAUGCUGAUCGAUCGGGCGACUCAGAAUUUCUAAGGUACGCCGCCCUGCCGAACAAGUUCGCGGAGAUCUGCACGGACAAGCGACUGCAGCCGCGAGUCAGCCCGUUUCUCUUCCCGGGCUCGCAGAUCCUCUCCAGGGACAAGAUGGGCUCUCAGCGGCUGUUGAAUCAGUGGUACGGCGUGGCCAAGCAGAGCUGGCGGCUCAUCUAUCGGGCGUCCAGUCACGGAUACUCGGCGGCGUCGUUCCACCGCCACUGUGACAACAUCAGCCCGACGUACGUGAUAGUGCUGGGGAUGCGCGGCGAGAUAUGCGGCGGUUUUAGCGACAGUCCGUGGAGCAAACCGGCGAAGGCGCACUACGUCUCCUCGGAGAAGGCUUUCCUGUUUACGUUGGCGAACAACGAGGACGUGCCGCCGACCAAGUUCGACAUCGUGAAGAAGUCGUUCGCGACCUGCCACCAUCCUGAUAUAGGACCGAUUUUCGGCGCGGGCGCUGACUUGCUGAUAUCGAGCAAUUGCAACGUCAACAAGGAGAGCUACAGCAAUCUGCCUCACAGUUACGAGGGCGAUCACGCGUCCAACACCGUGUUGAUGGGUGACUAUCACUUCUCCGUGGUCGACUACGAGGUCUUCACGACGAACCAUCCGGUACCCAAGUCCAAUCACUGAGCCGAUCGCCGGCGGUAGAUUGCGCGCCUGUAAAUAUUCAUCAUUUUCCUCAUACAUUCAGCACAUAUCCGCGACGUGAUUACCUGUAAAGUCCCUCGAGUUCACCUCGAGACUCGUAUUUCGAGCGCCGUGAAGCGAUGACAGUUGGUUUAUCACGAAAGGUACAUACCUCUGUAUUCAUAUCUCGAGGCAACGACUCGAUUAAAAGACUGCACGAAGGAUCACGUUGACUCUAGUGUUUUAUUGUAAGUAAGUAAGUAACAAUACUCUCUACACACAUGUUAUCUUUCUCUCUCUCUCUCUCUCUCAUCUUUAUGUCGUUGGAAAAUUAUCUCCUUCUCUCUUUCUCUCUCAGUUUCCUGUAACAAUCUCUCGGAUAAACAUCAAACAGCAACCAGUCCUGUUCGUUAUUUGCGCGACGUUACCUCAGCUUCGACAGACUUUGAUAGUCGACGAAAGCGAGCGCAAACGUUCCGCGCCGAGUCGCGGAACUGUACGCAAUACGCGCAAUACGACUUGUGUAUGUUCGCCAAACAGAGCAUUGCGAAAAGCGCGCGUGUACGUGAGCUCGCCGCCUCUGACGCGGACGUGUGUAUGCGCGCGAGACUGUCGGCGUACACCUCGCAUACGCACGUUGAAUAUUCAUAUCGGGGCAUUACGAGUAAACGCGGCCGUCCGUCAUCCGACGUUACCGCGUUUAAACUUCGCCAUCGCCAUCGUUUAGUCACGUUCGUUAAUUUAGCCGAUCCGCGCAUGUUACCUGCGCAUACUUCUCGUGUCGCGCGGGAAAAGAGGCCGCGUAAAUCGGAGGGGAUGGUGGAGGGAGAGGAGAUGGAUGAUGAAGCGCCGUUCAGACGGAUCUCAUACUGUGCGUGCAAUCUCACAAAGUCGUAAAAGGAUGGACUUUUAUUAUUGUCUAAUAUCAGCGUACAAGUGAGUACUCUUACUGGCCCCGGUCCCGUUCCCACAAACCACAUGCCGAUCGUUUAUUUACAAUGCUAGUCCUAUCUUAUCGUUAUCUAGCCGCAACAUGCGGAGACGCGUUUCUACACGCUUCGCGGGCACACGCGCUCCAAUUGAAAUGAUGAGCGCGCGCGCGGCGAUUGAAUACAGUGAACUUAGAAUUGCACAUGUUCGAGAUGAUUUAUUACAAUCGUUGAUACACAAUACUGGCCAUUAUUGACUACGUUCGAUCUACAGGGAAGGUGUGCGCUUAACGGUGAGAGAGACGCGAUGUCAACGGUAUGUUCGACAAUCAACUGCUCGCUCAUUAUUCGUUCAAGUUCUCAUCUCGCAGUUUACGUACGUCUACGAGAACGUAGUCGAGGCUGUCGCUAUAUGAGACAGACAUCCGGGGAGGAAACGAUUCUAUAUGUCUACUCGGUAUAUACAGACUUUAUGUACACGAAUCUCAGAGACUUAUAACUUAUGAUUGCGUUCGAUCGCAAGAUUUUCGAGUAUUUGUCUGGAAACGUGCGCGAGACGGCGACGACGACGAGUCGCUUCUGAUUGCGCGGGAGAGCUCUGUUUAUAACGAGACAUAAUUUCGAGAUCCACGGUAAUUGUGGGGCGGUAUUCGUAGUCUGAUCUUAUAAUUAAGAUCCUCUUAUGUUCACCUCUAGAUGCUGCUGAUGAAGGGCUCGCUUCAUUGGUUACAUAUGUCAUCCUAAGGCGACGCUGGAUACAAACACAAUACAGUUUCGUUGUUCUUCUACUUAGUUUGCAUUGCAUCUCCUAUUUGGUUGCAUAGAAUUGAAAGUAUUUUCGCAGAGUGAAAGUACAAAUGUCAAUGCGUCGAGGGCUGCUCCAUGUUAUAUCGAAAACAAAAAGAAAUUUUGUAAAUGAAACAAAAUUCUUUUGGUUCUGACAUAGCAUGGGGUGCUCUUCAAUGCAUUGACCUUUGUACCUUCACUCUGUAAAAGUACUUGUACUUUUGCGCAGUCAAGUAAGAAAAUAACACAACUUACGUCGUUGCGUUAUGUCAGUAUCGCUUCAGGAUGGAUUUACGACUACUUAAGUAUGUAAGAUCGGACUGUGAGUAUCGCCUUAUGCUACCAUCGCGAGUCGAUAUUUUGCUUCUUUUUACAUAAGGUCUAUUUAUUUUAUGAUAAUGGCGUCCACGAUUCGGGUAGUUUGUCGAGGCGCGCUUACAACCGUAUCCGAGCUUCUCCUCUUUACCUGCGGCGCGAUGAAAAUCUCGUCGAUCGUCGGACUCGCCGAUACGAGCUACUCUUAAAUUCCAGAAAGGCACUACCGGUCGCGAGCGGGUCUACAAAUUGCGUCGCGACUUCGUCUUAAAAGCGAAGCUGUGUCCGCCGGUGAACAAAACGACGGGCAAAGUAUCGCCCGUGGCACCUGUGAGAACCCACCCGGGCCGGGAAGAACGCUUCCCCCGAAAUUCUCGAUGCUCGUGUUGAGAAUCCUCGCGCGGAUUCAUUCGCGACAGGUGAUUUCUCCAGCGGUCCUCGCGAAUCGUGCGGGAAGGUACGUGAUAGAUUUAAGCUCUAGUCGAGGGUUACGUUGUAACAUCGGCUUAUGCUCUCGCAUACAUCAGCAUACGAAGUGUGAUUACGUACGAACUUGCAGCAAGCAAACUUUGACGAAUCGUGACAUAAAUUCAAACAAAUAAGAGCCGCUGUAAUUGCGUUACUUGGGUUCUAAAGUAAAAACGCCAAUGUUUGGAUA